Molecule: messenger RNA, 1911 nt
Organism: Saccostrea echinata
Lineage: Eukaryota; Metazoa; Mollusca; Bivalvia; Ostreida; Ostreidae
Product: girdin-like
Exons: 11
Coding region: 1-1884 (627 amino acids)
Source: RefSeq, a predicted model, not a curated record
AUGCACUCAGUAGCUUUGAACAGAAAGGAAGACGAAAUUAUUUCAAUGAAAAGGAGCUUGCAAAACAAGGAUACAGAAAUUAGAUCUCUUGAAUCAAAACUGAUUGAUGCUAAAAAAGCACAGAUAGCAAUACCAGAGACCAGCGAGUAUCAACGUUUGCAUGGAGAAACUGAGAAAUUGAAAAAAGAAAAAUCCACUUUGGAAAAAUUAUUGGAGGACAGUAGGAAAAGGUAUACACUUCAAGAUUCAAAAGACAAUGAGCAAUUGCAAGGAGAAUUGCAGAAUACUAGAACAGAAAACCAGUCCUAUCGGCAUCGCAUUUCAACGCUAGAACAAGAAAAUGCCAGUGCGGUGGCAAGAUAUGAAAGAGCUGAAAGUAAAAUAAGAAAUAUUCAAAGCGAAGUUCUCGGAAAACAGUCAGAAAUCCAAACUUUACAAGAACGCAUCAGGCACAAAGAAACAGAAAACAACACAUUGCAGCAGGACUUUUCAGAAAUUUUAAAGGAAAGAGAUAGAGCUUUGGAGAGAAAAGAUGACCUUGAGAAAGAAUUGUAUAAUAAGAAUCAAAAUUUACAAGAAAAUUUGAACCAGCUCCGGUCCGAGUUGACAAAAUGUCAAGAAGAGAAUGCCAGAUCAGCAAGUAAGAUAUAUGAGAAAACAGAUCACGAGCUUAAUAUUAAGAGAACCGAGGAACAGCGUUUGCUGAAAAGGAAUAGUCAGCUAGAAGGUGAAAAUAGCAAAUUAAGAGAGGGUAUUGAAGUUAUAUCUAAAGAGAAGAAUGAAGCUCUAACAAGAAUUCGCAAAGUUGAGGCCGAAUUGAAAAUAUCAAAUGUGGAGGUUCAACAGAAAAUGAAAGCAUUUCAAGAACUUCAAGAGCGCAUUUUGCAAAAGGAAGAAGAGACUAAGUUACUACAAAAGGAACUGUCAGAGAUUUCAAAAGGAAAAGAGAGAAAAAAUGAUUUUGAGCAAGAAAAUCGGCGUUUGCGAGAGGGUUAUAACAAACUUCAUGCUGAAAAUGAAAUCUUUGAAGAGAAGAUUACGUCAACAAGUAAGACAUUAGAGGAGACAGAAAAGCAGCUGAAAUCCAUGAAAUUAGAGACAUGUAAACUCCAAGACAGAGUGACACAACUAUCGACCGAAAAUAAUCAACUUAGAGAAGAUAUUGCUGAAGUGUCCAAAGAGAAAGAUAAUGCACUUACAAGGUUAAGUAAGGUGGCUGGUGCCAAGGUAACUCAUGGUAAUGCAGCGAUAACCGACCUUAGUGACACCAAUCGUCCAACAAAAAUAGCAGAGAAAUUCUCCGAGUUGUACGACAACCAGUGGACGGAUGCUUUUGAGGAACUUGACAAUACUUACAACAACGAAGAGGAAACUAUACAAGUCCUUCUUAAAAUUUUGAAGGAAGCAUAUGAUUUUUGUGUCCGCACAGAGAAAAAUUACGAAACAAGGAUAGGACAGGCAGUUUUUACAUUGGCUGACGAGAAAAGUAGAGAGACUCGUCAGAUCAUUGGUGCAGAUGUUCCAGUUCAAAAAGCCCUUACAGAUUUAAGGUUGUCUUUGGGUAAUGCAUGUUGUUUAAUUGUCGAAGAGAUGUUUUUGGCAAGACUACCUUCUUUUCUAAAGAAGGUGGACGUUUCUGUAUCCUCCAAGACAAAACUAUACGCUCGCCAGUGUGCAAGUCUGUGUUGGAGAAUGAGUAUUCGUGACCCUCCAAUAUUUGUCCGAUUCGAGUUCAGACGGGGAACAGAAUUUAACACAGACAUUUUGAGGCGAUACACAAAAACAGGGGGAUAUGUUGAUUUCAUUGUCUGGCCAGCAUUGUACUUGCACGAGAGCGGACCUGUCUUGUCAAAAGGAGUGGCACAACCAAAGCAUACCCCUUAAUUAUUCUUAUCCCGUCAAUUCCAUAUC